This is a messenger RNA of Cyanistes caeruleus (blue tit), 1050 nucleotides long. RefSeq lists its product as uncharacterized. The record is from RefSeq and is a predicted model, not a curated record. NCBI's taxonomy places the organism in Eukaryota, Metazoa, Chordata, Aves, Passeriformes, Paridae.
AUGCCAUGCCAUCCCCUGGUGCUGUUCCUAUGGAAAGGAUGGGAGAGUGUUGGAGAAGAUCUGGAGCAGCAACCCCCGAGAGUGCCCAAGCUGGCCUGGGUGGAUGAGGAAGAGCAGGAGGAGGAGGAGGAGGAGGAGGAGGAGGAAGAAGGUCCUGGAGCUGCCCCAGAAGUGGAGACUGAAGAGGUGCAGGAGUUCCAGCCGCUGGAGGAGGAUGCAGCCAUGGACCAGACACAAGAGCAGGACCUUGCCUGUGGCCUCUUCCACAGAACACCUGCACAGCGCAUUUGGCAAGAAGAGACCAGUGUCAUGGGCACUGGGUCCAUGGAAGAUGGUGACGUCUACACCAGCGACACCAGUGCUGCCAUGAUGGAAUUCAUUUUAGAGGAGGGUGUUUCCAUUCCAGAGCAAGUGCCUGCCAUGGUGAGGUACAUCCACCAGUGCCUCAUGGCUAAUGAGUCUGCUGACUCCAGGCUGGGCAGGACCCUGCUGGAUCUGACCGAGGCACAGCCCGCUGACGUGGUCAUUGCUCUCCUGCGUGUGGCCCCAACGUGUGACAGGUACGAGGCCCAUGUGCCCAGAGGGCUCAGGGCUCCCCAGCCCAUCAGCCUGCACAGCCUGGCCCAGGUGUCUGACCAACAGAGAGUUCCAGGGUCCUGUGUACCUGGGACCUUUCCCAGCCCUGCUCCAUUGGCCCCUGAGCCUGCUGCCAUGCUGUGGAGACUUCAGGGCAGAAUGGUUAGGCGAGAAAGGCCAUGACUGUACAAACUUGCUAGAGAUAAAACACCACUAGUGCAGAGGCAGUCUCAAGGACGGAUUGCCCUUGAGAUAUGGGGAGGAGAACAAGAAUGUGGUAAACAGAACGAGAAAGAAGAACCAGGGACGGUCUGGUAACCGCAAGAAUGCAGAAGCACAUAGCUAUGUACCGCAGUAACAUAGAUAGCAGAAUAACCAAUGAUGAGCUAUACUUUUGCAAUAUGUAUGAGCUAAUUAAAUCAUGUAUUUAAACACGAGUGUAAUGAUCAAUAAACGAGAUUUGCUUGACGACCA